Molecule: messenger RNA, 3522 nt
Organism: Zea mays
Lineage: Eukaryota; Viridiplantae; Streptophyta; Magnoliopsida; Poales; Poaceae
Exons: 7
Coding region: 168-1232 (354 amino acids)
Source: RefSeq, a predicted model, not a curated record
CCCCCCAGUCGCCAGCCCUCCAGCCAGCCACCAGCAGCCCCCAACACAAAACCACAAAACCCCAGCCGCCAGCCCUCCACCCCAGCCGCCAGCGCCCAGCACAAAAUCCUCCCCCCUCUCCAGAAAAAAAGAACAGAACGUUCAAUGUCUAUGAGGAUACAAAGUACAUGAUGAUGACAGAGGAAGAUGAAAGAGGCAAAGAAAUUGAAAAGAUUCAUGUUGAUGGUACUAACAAGUUUGUCACUGAAGACAACAUAUUCUCAGAAGAUGAAAUUACCAAUUUUCAGCAGCAUAUAUUGGAGAUAAUUGGAAGUACUCAGAUGGCUGGAAGGCGUUUUACUCAAAAUGGAUCAAGCAGUACUCAGAUAUACGCACAAAUGACGCUGCCAUAUGUUUCAAACCAGGGUGGAUACAUGGAUCUGAUGAUGGAACAGAUACGUAACUCGCAAGGAGAAUCAGUGAGUGAACUAGGCAAUGAAAUGCAAAGUGCCCUAUGCACACAAAAUGAAACCAUGAACAAAAACCUACUAGUGGCCCCAUGUGAGACAUACACACAGAUGAUUCUUGAGGAGGACUCAACGCUUGCAAAUGCAGACAUAUCCAAGGGUGGAUACAUGGAUCUGAUGAUGGAACAGAUAUAUAACUCGCAAGGAGAAUCAGUGAGUGAAGUAGGCAAUGAAAUGCAAAGUGGCCUAUGCACACAAAAUGAAACAAUGAACAACAACCUACUAGGAGAACCAUGUGAGACAUACACACAGAUGAUUCUUGAGGAAAACUCCCCGCUUGCAAGUGCAGACAUAUCCAAGGAGAUAUUUGGGGAAUGCAAUGAAGCUGAUACAUCUAAAUAUGGGGAAGCAGUAUACCACAGGGAUCUCUUUGAGAUAAUGCAUGUACAACAACUAACUGAAUGUGCGCAAAAUGAUGAUGGAAAAGAAACUAAAACAUCGAGUGCUAGUGCAAACUUUGAUGAUGCAGAAGCUGAAACAACAAAUGCAGGAGAUGAAGAGUUAACAGAGGAUCAGAUUGAUGCCUUCAUUAUGAGUGAGCAGAUAGCUGCAACAGAAGGGAACAAUGCAUCAAUAGACAGCAAAUACACACCUCAAGUUGGGAUGGAAUUUAAGACCAGGGGAGAUGCAGAGCACUUCUUAUUCUUCUAUGGUUUUUUGGCUGGUUUUAAACCAGCAAUCACCCACACUUUCAGGACUUCCAACAAAAAAGAAGCAAUGAAGUAACAAAGGUGGAGCUGAAAUGUAACAAACAUGGCAAAACAAAAAAGACAAACCAGCAGGAACAAGAUAUUUGCAUAGAAAAAAAGCGCUGCGAGAAAGGCCCAAAAAGGAAUACAAAUGUCCAAGUUAAAACAGAUUGCAGAGUAUUCAUGGUUAUAAAGGAACAUGGACAAAAAUGGGUGAUUGAUAAGUUAGACUUGGAACAUAAUCAUGAGCUCAGACCAGCAGACAUCAACAACAUGUUUAGUGGGCAUAAGUACAUGACAGAUAUGGAAAAAGGAAUUAUAAGAACAUUGAACCACAACAACAUACCUACACAGAAGAUGAUAGCUAUAUUGUCUUAUCUGAGAGGAGGUAUGACAGCAUUGUCGUACAAAAAAAAGAUGUUAGCAACUACAGAACUAAAAUAAACAAGGAAGUAACAGGGAAUGAUAUGACACAAGCACUGCAGUUUUUUCAGGAAAAACAGAAGGAAGAUCCAAAUUUCUUCUACAGAAUUGUCAUUGAUGAAGAUAAAAAGGUGAAGCACAUGUUUUGGGCAGAUGGGACAUCUUUGAAAUACUACGAGAUGUAUGGAGAUUGCAUCAGUUUCGACACCACGUACAUGACUAACAAGUACAACCUGCCAUUUGCGCCAUUUGUGGGUGUUACAGGGCAUGCACAUACAUGCUUGUUCGCAUGUGCAUUCAUUUCUGAUGAAACAAUAGAAACAUUCAAGUGGAUAUUCAAGACAUUCCUUGAGGCCAUGGGAGGCAAACAUCCCCGCACAAUAAUAACAUAUCAAGAUAUGGCAAUGAGACCUGCGAUCAAAGAGGUCUUCCCUGAAACAGUGCAUAGGAAUUGCUUCUUCCACAUAAAAAGCAAAUGCUACCAGAAAAAUGGAAAUUGCUUUGCAAGAAAUAUAGGAAUGCCAGAGGACUUUGAGGACAUAGUUAACUAUUCACUAACUGUAUCUGAAUUUGAGAGGGGCUGGAAGCAAAUGGUUGAGGACUACCAUCUAGAAAACAACAAGUAUUUCAGCAAAAUGUGGGAAACAAGAGCCAGGUUCAUACCAGUAUAUUUCAAAAAUGACUUCUUCCCAUUCUUGCAAAGCACAGGUAGAAGCGAGGGGACAAACUCAAGGUUUAAAGACAAUGUGACUUCGACUUAUAGUGUGAUCAGCUUCUUGCGUGAGUACCAAAGGAUUGUGGAGCAAGUGAAUGUGUCAUAGGAGUAUGAGGAUAAUGAAAGCAAUCGUAAACGUCCAAAAGAACUAAUGUUUGGAUAUACAAUAGAGAGGCAAGCACAAGAAGUCUACAAUAGAAACAUAUUCAAGAAAUUCCAGUUCCAGUUGCAAUCAACACCAAGGCUAAGUUACAACAGAACAUCUAAUCUGCAUACUUUCGAGGUGUAUCCAAAAUCAAACCAAGAAGAAAAGCCACAUAAAAAGGAGGUACCUUGUUAUGGCUAACCUAACAUAUGGAAUGGAAGAGUUCACUUGUGUAUGUGGAAAGUUUGACAAGGAUGGCAUUUUAUGCUCCCAUAUACUUAAAGUGAUCAUUGAAGAAGGGCUCACGAAAAUCCCAGAGCAAUACAUACUGAACAGGUGGAAGAAAAAACAGAAACAAAUAGAUGGACCACUGCUGCGUGCAUCAAUGCCAACCCACCCAGUGCUAAGACACAACCUAUUGAGCCGGAAAGCAGCAUUACUCACAUCAGCAGCAGCAAAAACAGAGAAAGCUAUGGAGUUUAUAUGUGAAGAAUUAGACAAACUACAAGAAAAGGUUUGCCAAAUGCUAUCAUCUGAAGAAGAUGUAAUAGCAGGACCUUCGACAGGACGAGAGAAGGAAGACAAUGCUGCAAAACAUACAAGACCAGUAGUUGAAAAUCUGCAUAACCAUGAAGCAGUUAAACAGAAAGGAAGGCCAAAAAAACCUACAAGGUUAAAGCCACUAGUGGAGGAAAUCCGCAUCAAGAUGAAGAAGGCAGAGCAAAAGAAAAACAAGAAAACAAGCAAUGCAGCAGCAAGCCCACAAGGAAAGGAGAAGAAGAAGAUGAAAAGAACAGCACCUUGAAGAAUUACUGAUCCCCCUCCUAACAGAACCACCAACACUCACACUGAAAAAGAUGCAGAAAAAAUAGAGAGAAACACGAAGAACACUUAGUGGAGAAAGGGGAAGGGAUGGACUGUGCAAUUAUGAUAUAUUCAUAUAGUUGGUGCAAACAGCAAAAAAAGUUUGUUUUUCUUUCAGUUGAGUCAUGUAAUCGCUUGCAAAAACAAAGUGUUGAAAAACAGAUCAUGCUUGCCUGAUUA